AUGGCUUGUGCACCCUUUGCUAGAUUUACAAUCUACUGCCUCCAGAAGUCUGACAACUUCGCAGCUUGCCUCAGCACCCUCGGCUUCCGCGGGAUGGACACCCGCGAGCAAGACAUAAGCGCCGCUGUCGAGCACACGUGCAACUGGCUGUUUGAUACCCCCGAGUUUAAGAAAUGGCGGGAUCGCACAGAUCUGACGGAUAACUAUGGAGUGCUCUGCAUCAAAGGAAAGCCGGGAGCGGGCAAGUCAACAUUGAUGAGACAUACGCUGGAAUACUGUCAAAAGAAAUUCUCCGAUCAUCUAAUCGUUGCGUACUUCUUCAACGCGCGAGGAAAUACCCUAGAGAAGACUCCACUGGGUAUGCUACGGUCAAUUGUAUACCAGCUAUUGGACAAAGACGACCUGCUGUAUGAACAGUUUGUCCAUAUCUACCGCAAGAAGCAAAUCACCAGUGAAGGCCGUGGGUGGGAAUGGCAACAAGGAGAACUGAAGACUUUCAUCAUUUCAGUAAUCCAACAGUGGAAAUCAAAGCCUUUGCUUCUUUUUGUGGAUGCGCUGGACGAGUGCAAUGAGACAGACAUUCAGGACGUGGUAGAAUUUCUCGAAUUACUGAGCACCGAUGCAAAGAAAUCUGACGUCGCUCUGAGAAUCUGUCUCUCUAGACGCCAUCAUCCGCCUCUCAGAAUCACAAAGUGCAUGGAGUUGAUCGUCGAGAAUCACUGCGACCAUCGGGAAGAUAUUGCAACAUAUAUCAAAGCGAAGCUGGCGAAACGAGAUGACGAAAUCGAGGCCGAGAUCGAGAGAAAGGCGGAUGGGAUCUUCAUGUGGGUUGUCCUUGUUAUUAAGCUACUGAACAAAGCCUCCCUCAAGAUGCAGGGCAAGAGAAAGGCCAUGCGGAAAGUGCUAGAGGAGAUCCCAGGCGAGCUAGAAGAGGUGUUCGGAAUUCUAUUUAAGAAAGAUAAAGACAUGGCUGAGACAGUACUCAUGUUACAGUGGGUAUUGUUUGCCCAACGGCCACUGAAGCCAGAAGAGCUUUGUUCUGCUAUUGAAGCAGAAGACGAGGAGUUGUGGAGUCAGUCGGGCGAUGUUGACCACGAUUCUAUACAGCGAAGCAUCGAGCACUUAUCCAAAGGCCUAGUCGAGAUACGACGCGGGGAUUCGACAACUGUGCAGUUCAUUCAUUUAUCAGUUAAUGAUUUCCUUCUCCGGAACAAGAGGCUGCAGAAGUUGGACCCGGCGCUGGAGCCGGAUCCUGUGAGUGCUAGCCACUACCGUCUCUGGGCUUGCUGUUGGUUGCACAUUGAACAAGCCGGCAUUAUAGCUGCGAACGCGAAGGAGGUAUAUGAAGAACAGCAUCGCAAGUACCCGCUUCUAGGGUACGCAGCCAGUCAUAUAUUCGACCACGCAGAAAAAGUCCUAGCUGAAGAUACAGCUGGACAAGCCGGCGCCGAAAUCGGAAAGUGGCUAAGGGAUGCCAAUAGCUGGUUCAAAUGGUGGAAAGGCUUUCUCAGUACCAUUCAUACACGUAACGAGCGUCAAUCCCUGAAAGCAAACAUGGAUGCGGGGCUAUUGUAUAUGGUAUCACUUCGUGGUUAUAGAAGCUUAGUCAAAAACAUCUUGGCUGAAGGUGGCGCCGACGUCAACGCUCAGGGCGGUGAGUACGGUAACGCGCUCCAGGCGGCUUCCCGGGGAGGACACCGGCAGAUCGUGGAGCGGCUACUCGAGGCGGGCGCCGACGUCAACGCUCAGAGCGGUAAGUACGGUAACGCGCUCCAGGCGGCUUCCCAGGGAGGACACCGGCAGAUCGUGAAGCGGCUACUCGAGGCGGACGCCGACGUCAACACUCAGGGCGGUUGGUACGGUAACGCGCUCCAGGCGGCUUCCCUAAGAGGACACCAGCAGAUCGUGGAGCGGCUACUCGAGGCGGGCGCCGACGUCAACGCUCAGGGCGGCGAGUACGGUAACGCGCUCCAGGCGGCUUCCCUAAGAGGACACCAGCAGAUCGUGGAGCGGCUACUCGAGGCGGGCGCCGACGUCAACGCUCAGGGCGGCGAGUACGGUAACGCGCUCCAGGCGGCUUCCCAGCAGAUCGUGGAGCGGCUACUCGAGGCGGGCGCCGACGUUAACGCUCAGGGCGGUGAUUUCGGUAACGCGCUUCAGGCGGCUUCCCUAAGAGGACACCAGCAGAUCGUGAAGCGGCUACUCGAGGCGGGCGCCGACGUCAACGCUCAGGGCGGUGAUUUCGGUAACGCACUCCAAGCUGCCUUGCACAAAAAUCAUCACGCUAUCGCAAACAUGCUUCGUAAGGCAGGAGCAAAUGUCAUCCCUAGACCUACCGUCGACUCUGGAGACAAUGACGACAGUGAUGCUGGCGCGGACGCUACCACCAGUGAAAAGAGUCAUGACAGUGUUUCGCCCGAAGCUGCUCCGGCCACGGUUUCUCCAGGUACAGCAGCGACAUCACCUAAGAUAUGGUUUCCAUUUCGGACUCAAGGGACGCAAUGGUCUCAUGUUUCUCCGCGCCCAACUUUGCUGUGGCAAAGGCUGUUCUUCGUAGCAACAUGCGGGCUUAUUCUGUGGGUGGUGCAGAUUUACCUGCGAGGGAGGAAUCAGCACGUCUAA
Messenger RNA from Fonsecaea erecta, 2622 nucleotides. RefSeq lists its product as hypothetical. Gene Ontology annotation, molecular function: protein binding. The coding region runs from base 1 to 2622 and encodes 873 amino acids. The record is from RefSeq and is a predicted model, not a curated record. Lineage: Eukaryota; Fungi; Ascomycota; Eurotiomycetes; Chaetothyriales; Herpotrichiellaceae. The transcript has a single exon.